GUACCCACCCCUAGAUAGAACGGUUCAUUCCCAGAUUGUACUUGAAUGGUAUUCUAUAAGAAGACAACAUGUCAACAGUUAUGUCUUGAAUCAUUUCAUGUCGACGACAGUGUUGAGGCUAACCGUCCACUGUCCUGUCAUGGAGAGUGCCCUGAGUACGAGCUGCUCUGCUCGAGCCCAGAGUACGCUGUGCGGCGGUACAAGAGUGGCCUCUGGGUAUCGACCAGUGUACGGAGCCCGAGUAUCACCAAGGCCAAUCUGAUCGGGGGGCAGCGGCUAUACAGGUACCUGAAGGGGGAUAAUCAUGAAAAGAUCAGAAUGGCGCCCAUCACGCCAUUGGUUCUGCAGGUGCGCAUGUCGCCAGGUGACACGACACGAGAGGUGACUGUCUCCAUGAUGAUACCUAAAGACGUGGCGAGUAACCCCCCAAAACCGACAGAUCCAAAAGUGGUGAUAGAUCUCGUUCCCGAGACUAUAGUGUACGUGAAGUCGUUCCCACGGCAGAGUGCCGGAUUUGUACCAGAACGAGAAGCCGGGAAGUUUCUCCAGACGCUAGCGGAUAGGGAAGAACUCAUCGAGCACGAGAGCUACUUCCAUAUUGCCCAGUACGACAGUCUCUCCUCUGGCCGGGAAUCACAAAACGAGAUUUGGAUAUUUGCCAUCAACGAGGUGACGUACCGGAUGCUGCAGGUGACUAACGGCCUGGGCAGCGGGAGGGGGAUCCCGCGAUGUCUGCGGCGGGACAACAUGCCGCUGAGAUGGUCUAAGAUGAACCCAGCUAAUGUCCCGGUUCUCACACGGGACAGAUGCCCCUUGUCUUUCUGUCAGGGAUCCCACUGCCCUAAGUACGAGAUAUUGGAAAGGGUAGGAGACACCAUAGAGAAGCGACACUACACCGACCUGCAGGCCAUCGGCUACGUGGCAACAAGCUGCCAAUACGACACGGCCGUGGACCAGUCCUACAUGCCUCUGUGGCAGCGGAUGAACGACACAGGUAUAUCUCCAGCGGACGUUCAGGCGUUUGUAACAACUAUCGUGCAAAGUCGUAAAGAUCUGGAUGGCAAGAAAGGCUGUGAGAAGUUCUUCGUCCUCUAUUACGCUAUGUCCGGGACUGCCAAGGUGUCAUCGGUUGUGACUGCGUCAGACAACGGCCGGCCGAUGUUUAAAAUACCUAAGACGAUACAGACUCUCCAUGGGCCAAAGGACGUAACAACCUUCUACACAAAGUGCUUUGGAGGAAACGUAUUCUACGAUCCGCACAGUAUCUCGGAUAAUGGCAAACUCCUAUUGGAUACCAUGAAAAACGCGGGAAAAUGUGUCUUGGGAGACCACAUCAGCAUAGCUGAGUACGAUCCACAGUCAAGGUUAUUUGAUCGUUAUAACGAGAUAAUGGUUGAUAGCGAUGAGACGUGCGGAGAUCACGUCGAUCGUCCUGUCUUCUCCUACGACAUCCCCCUGAGUAGCAGCUAUCUGGACCUGAUGGAGGUACCUGACGUCACGGAGCUCUGUAACACCACCGACUGCGCGCGCUUCUCUGUCAAGAUGAUGUUUGGGGAUAACCUGAGACUAGUGUCUCAAGACCCAGCUAAGUUCGUGUGCACAGAGAGCACACCUCCGUCUUGCACGUAUUACGAGGCGUAUCACAAGGCACUGCAUCCCAUCCUGUCCUACAUCAACGGGAAAAACAAGGAUGGGAUACGGAUGAACAUGACGAAGCCUUUGUUUGGACACGUGGUUCCCAGCGACAAACCGUGCGGAAAGUCGUUCGUCUUGUGUAUGUACCUGUCGGAGAAAUACUUCAACAGCCCGCCACAGCCACUCACAGACAGCGUCAGGAUCUCCUAUGAUGAGAACGAGUUUGUGGCGUAUGAGAAGUCCUUUGUUGGGAACUUCGAAAGCGCGCUGAUUGACGUCAGAGUGAGAGAGCGUAUUGAUGAGAUGCUGGUCCAGCUGGACGGACUGGAACCUUUUGGGGUCAAGUACAACCCAAAGGUAGCCCAGCUGGCGUUCCCCCUUGUCUGGCUCGCUGCCUAUUCGGAUCCCGGGAAGGAAGAGACUGUGAUGAAAAUGUUUGUUCGUGACGACCAGAAUAUUAAGAACAAGACCCAGAGGCAAGUCACGCCUUCAUCCAAUGAUUCAUCAGCUGAGGGACAUCUUCCGACGCCAACUUCCUGUCACAGUCAGGAGUGCCUACCCGUCCGUGUUGUGAAGGACUACGGAAAAUUCUUGGAGGUUUAUUUUCCAAAAGUUAAGGGGGUGUACACCCAGCAGAAUGUCUGUGAGUCGGGAACCUCCGGCAGACUGCUGCUGCAGCCUAUACACAGGUACUUCCAGGGGUACAACAAGGACCGGGACGAGAUCGGAGAGUUUUCGUAUCCAGUCUCUCUCAGGUAUAGACUGUUUUUCGAGCACGGGGAGGAGGUGGAGAACGGUUGUAACGCCGUGUACGAGAUGAACGUGGCGCUGCCGGCCCGGUACGCUGACAGGGACAUCCCCGAGCCGAUCGCGGAGAAGAUGAAGACGUUUGAGCGCAAUGGAACCUACAUGUACGUGGUUCCCGUGUCAGGGAUCUACAGUCUGGAAACCAUCAAGGACAAAACCUAUCACCUACUGGUGGACCUCACGCAGGAGAAUCUGGCCAUCGAGAGGUACUAUAGUGUAAUAUUCACCUACGAUCCACCCUUCACCGACAUAGAGGACAGAAUGACGUACAUCGGGUUAGUAAAGGAUCCACAGAAUGAAGACGGCAGCGAUAGCCAAGAGGUUGCAACAAGUAAGGAGAAAGAACAAGUAACACAACAGGAAGACGAAUGAGACGAUUGAACCAAAAAAUAGAUAGAGAAUCAGAUACAUAUAUGUCCGCGAAGACAGCUACAUGUACUGUAUGCAACUUGUUCAGUUGCAGUAUGGCCACUUUAUAUACUUGCGAAGAAAAUUUGCUCAGCGCUUUAUUAAAUACCAGGAUGUCCCCCAUCGUACUGCCGUGUCCAUGCAUA
Branchiostoma floridae (Florida lancelet) is the source of this 2996-nucleotide messenger RNA. RefSeq lists its product as uncharacterized. The record is from RefSeq and is a predicted model, not a curated record. The coding region runs from base 46 to 2814 and encodes 922 amino acids. The transcript is spliced from 19 exons. Lineage: Eukaryota; Metazoa; Chordata; Leptocardii; Amphioxiformes; Branchiostomatidae.